UCUUGGUAGUAGUACAGUAGGGAAGAAAACACAUCUGUCGACAACCCGCAUAAGAGGAAUACUGUACCUGAGCCGCUGUAAUAAAUUGUGUGUGUGACUGCAAAAAUGUGUCCAAAGAAAAGCUUCUGUGUUCAACAAAACAUGCCUUCUACUCUGCACUGACAAUGAAAAUGGUUUGACAGCUGUCAUAAGUCUUGGGUGACAGACCUCUUUCUAGUUAACCGGAUACAACUGCCACAGAAGAUGGAGGACUCUCCUCACUUGUACAUCUCUGAAUUUGGAGACCGUGAUGAUAUGGAGCAAGGGAAGAAAGAGGACAUAUAUCAAGAGAACACUAAUACGGAACCAGACAUGAUAAAGUCAGUUGGCCAAGAUCCCCAUAAAAAUCCCAAUCAUAAAGCUGAAAAAGACUUGAACUCUUUUCCCUGCCAGCAUUGUGAGAGACAUUUUACCAGCAAACAAGGCUUGGAACGGCAUAUCCAUAUGUUGCUGAACAAUGAAGCACAUGCACAUAAAAGCAAUAGUAAAAAUACGUAUUUUGGUGCAUAUCUAGGUCAGCUGCAGAAUGAGAAGAUGACACCUCUGGAUUCAAAGAGCUCAGUCAUGCUUAAUUCUUCAUCCCCCAUUAGCUCUGAUACUUCCAUUUUGUCAGUUGAAGACGACACUGCACAGCCAGACAAACAGCUUGUAUCAGAAGGCCAUUAUGCCUGCAACUACUGUGAAAAUAUAUCCACUAAACAUAACGACAAACAACUCUAUGAACACAGGAUCCAUAAGAAGCACCUGCAACUUAAAGAAACCAACCUUCGUGAAGAGAAAAAUCACCAGAGGAUAUUCAGUGAAACAUCUCAAAACAUUUCAGGGUUCGGUGACUGUUCAGCAUCGUCAGCUGCUCUGUGGAAUGAAAGAGAACACACAGAACAGUUCAUGCUGGAUGUUUCUAGCAAUAUUUCAGAGAAUUUCAGCUUUUACAUAGAUGGAAAGAUAGUGUCAACAAGUACAGUCAGUACCUGUGACGCUGAAGUUCAACAUGGCUCUUCAACUUUAGUUCGUCGGGAUGCCCUGAUUCUAGAUCCCGCCCAAAUAAACCAGGUUUUAUAUACAGAAUCACUUUCAGGUAAAGAGAUACCUGGUCAACCAUUAACCAAAAGAAGAACUGCAACACCACCCCUUUUACCGCAAAUUGAAACAGAACUGGAGUCAAAUGUGGUUGUGUCUUCAUCCUCAUCAUCCCUUGUGUCUUCCUUAAUAGAGAAUACACUUCCUCAGAAAGUAGAGUCCACCAUUGUGCAGAAGGAAAGAACAGUGUUUCUGUCACCUAAACUAAAGCAGCUCCUGGAGAAGCAGGAUGGCAUUGAACCAACUCUUGCACUCAUCCCAGAUGGCCAAAAGCCAUGUUCACCAGUCUCCCUUUCUGUCCUGCCGGCUGGAGGAGGGAGGUUUACAAGAAGGACUGGAUCCCCACCAAUGUCCCCACAGGAAAACCCGACAUAUAACGAGGAAACAAUGCCACUAGAUACAGCAGACUGUGAUGCUGUGAGCACGGCACAGCUGAAGACUCCCCAGAGUUCACCUGAGCACCAAACAGCCAAUGAGAAGGACGACACAACUCUAUCAGUGGAGGAGCCAGCAGUGAAACCUGUCUUUUCAGAAAACUGGACUCCCGUGUUAGGAGGACCCUGCUGUUUGGAGCUCCACCUACAUAUAUGUGUCAGUGAUACUAAAGGAAGAGAACUUCUUAACACACUUCAAACACCAUGGACUCAAAGAUUGCAUCACAUUGUACAAUGAACAACUGAAUUGCAGACAGUAGAAGAAAAUUGAGGAUACUGCAGUGAGUGGAUGACUGAGUAUUUGAAUGCUUUUGUAGCAGCUUACAGGUUUUGUAAAUUUCUCCUUUACAAAAACAUUGUCACCAUCUUGGAUUUUCACUUUGAAGUUAAUCUGACUGCAAAAUGUCAGAAAUUGAAGAGGAGUGGAAGGAAUGACACUGGAAGGCAUCUCUCAUUUCAUAUUGGCAGGUUAUUCAGAAGGGGAAGGCAGGUGGCAACCGUUUUCAGCAGGCAUUUGCACUUUUUCUUUUCUGUUGUCUGUGGCCUUUUGCUUUUAACUCUUACUGCAAGAACUUGUAUCACCCCUACAUUUAUUAGGAUUGUUUAAAAUGGUGCAGUUGGGCAUUUAAAACUGAAUCUAUUGUGGCUCUCUUGAUCUGAUUGAAAUUAAAAAUUGUAAUCACAGAAAAUACAUCAAGAUUGCCUCUAAAUAAAAAAUAACACUGUAGUAUUGUGGCAAUUUGUUGAUUGUGGCAUUGCUAUUUACUAUUAGAGACUAAUUGCCAUUUUUGCAACAAACUUAAUAUUAUCUCAUUGGUACAUCCGAAUCUUGAUUUUUUUUUGGAUAUAUAAAUUGCCACGUUAAUAUUUAGCUAUUUAUUUGAUAAAGGUUUUGAGAAAAUUGUGUCAUCAAGUUGAUACAUGACCAACUGUGUCAUGAAGUUGAAGUGGAAAAACUGCAGAUUGGAAUUUUCCACAUACCUAACCUAACCCAAAAGCAUUUUUUUCAUCCUACAAAACUUGGUGUAAAAAGUGGCUAAAAGUGCCUGUAUUAUUUUAUAAAAAGGUUGCCCUAUGCAGCCCAAUGUCAUAUGUCAAAAUUUAGGUAAACAGGCCACCACAAAUUGAUAAUUUACUCUUAGAAAAUUAAAAGAUUCUUCAGUUUGAUGUAUUCACACUGCAGUUCCCAAACUACUAUAAUUAUGUACUGCAUCAUAGCAAAUAGAUGUAUUCGAAGUUAAAUCAGCAUUUAGUGCUCAGCCUUUCUGCAAUAUAUAGUUGUCCAGUUUGUGGACAUUAUUUUGCACCCGAAUACUACAUGGAAAUGUGGAACUUUUUUUUUUCAUACAACAGCUAGAAAUCAUCAUUUAGUAAGUCCAGUCUGUUUAUGUCGUCCAUAGUGUCCAAACACUGAAUCAUUACUUAUAACCUGUAUAACAGUCGUCAACAUUGAUUGAGGUGUGUUAGACGAAUACAAGCGUGUACACAACAGACAUUUUUAUGAAGAGUCACUACUGGAUGUAUGAAAAAAACAAUGUAUGAGGCAAGUUGUCACUAAUCUCUUAGAGCUUGUUUAUUGUAUAGUUAUGUCAAUGUAAUAGAAUUAUGUAUAUUGUAUAGUUUGAGUCCAAUUAAAAGUAAAAUUCGACAGUGGCUUAUAUCUAGAAGAGAGAGCGCGUUAUGGUACUGCUAUUUUACAUUUUUGCAUUUAGAAAAUUGCUGGUAAUAUUUCUUCAUUGAGACUGAUGUGUAGGAUGUACUGGUCCUUUAAGGAGACUAAUAUUUAACUGUGAAAAGUGCUUGUAGCACUUUGAGCUUUUAAUUGAGCUUUGUAUAUUUAUUUAAAAUCAUGUCCUCAAUCUCUGAACAGUUUGUCUGUAUGAUUUGCACUUAAGGGUUUUCAAGCAAGUAUCACAAAAAUGUAGAAUGUUUAGGUUAUACGUGAAGUUUGUGCAAAAUGUCUUUAAUAAAUGAAUCAAAUUAAUAA
This is a messenger RNA of Labrus mixtus (cuckoo wrasse), 3540 nucleotides long. It is a transcript of the gene prdm2a, whose product is annotated as PR domain containing 2, with ZNF domain a. The record is from RefSeq and is a predicted model, not a curated record. The transcript has 4 exons. Lineage: Eukaryota; Metazoa; Chordata; Actinopteri; Labriformes; Labridae. The coding region runs from base 244 to 1791 and encodes 515 amino acids.